Messenger RNA from Symbiodinium pilosum, 860 nucleotides. The record is from the annotation of a GenBank genome assembly. Lineage: Eukaryota; Dinophyceae; Suessiales; Symbiodiniaceae.
GAAUCCAGUGGUGUUCUUCGCGACCUUUGUGCAGAAGAUUGGGCAAAGCUUAGCGACACAGUUGGAGCUGGACUACCCCGUCAGUAGCUCUUCGCGCCGUCUCUGGGAAGCAGACUCUGUUCAAACUUUCAUGCGACAGCUUGCUGGGGAUAGUUCUACCACUGUCGAGUUCUGCACGGGCACCCACUUGGCUGACCACCUGUCUGCCUGUGAGGAGUACCAUGCGCAGCUCAGAGCCACAGUGCUCUUCUCCGCGUUCGCGUCAUCUGCACUCUUGGCGGCCAUCUUCCUUCUCUUGGGGAAGGCACAGCUCACGAAAUACGUGUCGUAUGUGCCAACCUCAGUGCAGGAGGCAUUCCUGUCCUGCAUCGGCUACAAAGUUUUUAAGUAUGCUCUCAAGUUCAGCAACUAUGACUACUACCAGUUUGUUCCCGCUGCAUGCGUGGGGGAAAUUCCCAAGAUGAAGAAGGAUGAGAAUUUCUGUAUCUUACCAGCUUUUGCCAUACAUACAGUAAUGCCGCUGGGUAUCCUUCUGCCCCUGGGCCUUUUCUGGGCAAUCGUCGCUGGAUCUGGCUAUGAUGUAGAAGCAGACGCAAACGAUUUCUUCUUUCCGAAGAUGACCAAUGAUCCUUUCUACCUCAUUUGGACCGACAGCAUCGGGCAGUACAGCAAGAUCAACUUCACAGCCUGGACAGCAACAUUCACAGAUCUCGGGAUCAUGAUUCUGGUGGUGGUCCUGGACUGCUCUUUGAAGAUUUCUGCAACCGAGAACAAGAUUCCUGUUAAGGUGGACAAGAACUACGAGAUCUCCCUUUACGGGGCCGUAAACGUGUUGGUCUCGUUAUUUGCAUCCACGGUGG